GGACUCUCAACCACUGCGCCACCAGGGAAGCCCUAAGUUGUGUUUUUUUACCUUUUGGUACAUCAUGUAAUUUUUUCUUGAUAGCCAGACGUGAUGUAUUUGGUUGUUUCUCAGUUAUUUUUUCUCCCCCCCUGAAGUGGUACAGGAUGGCUUAGAGCUGGCUGGAGUUGGGUAUUUCCCUUCCCCUGGUCACUUAGACUCUGAAAAUACCCCAGCAGGUCAGGCUCUGAUAACUACUUUCCCCGCCGAGUUCAGGCCUUGUUAAAGAGAACAGUGGUCUGGCGCAUUUCAGAGUGCUCUGACGCGUUGCAGUGCGUGGCGCUUUUCCCCUCCCGCUGACAGACGGAUGAGGGAUUUUUCUCUGAUAUUUACUGUGGGAAACUGGUCAAGCUCCUGGAGGUAAAUCUCAACAGUAUUGUGGGUCCCCCAUGACCAGGUCCUUAUGUAGUUUUAACUCUCAGAGCUGUGGUCCGCACUGAGCCUCCAGCAAGCCGUCGAUUGUAGUUCAGGUUUUCCUACCCCGGCACUGGCUCCCGCAGCUGUUUCUGCUUGUGAGUCUGCUCCAGCAGCUACAACGCCCGGUAUUUGCCUGUCUCUCCAGGCUUGGAGGCUGCAGUUUGCCUUGUGUCCUCCCCUCUCUUAUGGAUCCAAGAGAGUUGACUUUUUAGCCUGUCAGCUUUUUACUUCUUAAGACCAAGUGGCUACUCAAGCUCCUUGCUUGUGGAAACGGAAACCAGGAGUCCCAGAGCAGACCUUUGAAUCGAAGAAUCAUCUAAUUAGCUCUCUGAUCAUGGGAAACAUCUGUAUGGAUUGUUUCAUUACAGCGCCACGAUGCUUGGACUUGAAUCGCUUCCAGAUCCCACAGAUACCUGGGAAAUUGUAGAGACCAUAGGUAAAGGCACCUAUGGCAAGGUCUACAAAGUAACUAACAAGAGAGAUGGGAGCCUGGCUGCAGUAAAAAUUCUAGAUCCAAUCAGUGAUAUGGAUGAGGAGAUUGAGGCAGAAUACAACAUUUUGCAGUUUCUUCCGAAUCACCCCAACGUUGUAAAGUUUUAUGGGAUGUUUUACAAAGCAGAUCACGGUGUGGGAGGACAGCUGUGGCUGGUCCUGGAGCUGUGUAAUGGGGGCUCCGUCACUGAGCUUGUCAAAGGUCUACUCAGGUGUGGCCAGCGGCUGGAUGAAGCAGUGAUCUCAUACAUCUUAUAUGGGGCCCUCUUGGGCCUUCAGCAUUUGCACAAUAACCGAAUCAUCCACCGUGAUGUCAAGGGGAAUAAUAUUCUUCUGACAACAGGAGGAGGAGUUAAGCUCGUUGACUUUGGCGUCUCAGCUCAACUCACCAGUACACGUCUGCGGAGAAACACAUCUGUCGGCACCCCAUUCUGGAUGGCCCCUGAGGUCAUUGCUUGUGAGCAGCAGUAUGACUCUUCCUAUGAUGCUCGCUGUGACGUCUGGUCCUUGGGGAUCACAGCUAUUGAACUGGGGGAUGGAGACCCUCCCCUGUUUGACAUGCAUCCUGUGAAAACGCUUUUUAAGAUUCCAAGGUAA
Globicephala melas (long-finned pilot whale) is the source of this 1545-nucleotide messenger RNA. RefSeq names its product myosin-IIIb. Gene Ontology annotation, molecular function: microfilament motor activity; ATP binding; protein serine/threonine kinase activity. Gene Ontology annotation, biological process: peptidyl-serine phosphorylation; regulation of actin filament length; positive regulation of filopodium assembly. The record is from RefSeq and is a predicted model, not a curated record. Lineage: Eukaryota; Metazoa; Chordata; Mammalia; Artiodactyla; Delphinidae. Gene Ontology annotation, cellular component: photoreceptor inner segment; stereocilium tip; filopodium tip.